Messenger RNA from Tripterygium wilfordii, 900 nucleotides. RefSeq names its product glucan endo-1,3-beta-glucosidase 4. The coding region runs from base 251 to 616 and encodes 121 amino acids. NCBI's taxonomy places the organism in Eukaryota, Viridiplantae, Streptophyta, Magnoliopsida, Celastrales, Celastraceae. The record is from RefSeq and is a predicted model, not a curated record. The transcript has 2 exons.
CAUACCCUGGACUCCAUUCAGUUUGUACUAAAAAACAGAGAAGAAAGAAAAAAUGGUUCUUUUCGUGGUUGGUCUUAGGUGUACCACCACCACAUGAUUCCUGACAUUAUUGUAGAAAACUAGACCUCAUAGCAAGAACAUGUCAAAUAUUUAUUAGCCCUACAAAGGAUGCCAAGUGAGCCAACUACACAUCCCAAUUAGAUAAGCUGAUCUUCUAGACUUAGCUGCUUUGUUUUUUCUACAAAAAAGGAUGUCAAGGGCUCUGCUUUGGAUAAUACUUGCUCUCCUCAUUGUGUCAACAAUUCCUCAACAAUCUGAUGGGCAAUAUGAGCAAUGGUGCAUAGCUGAUGAGCAAACUCCGGACGAUGUGCUGCUCAACGCGUUGGACUGGGCAUGUGGGAAUGGUGCAGACUGUAGAAAGAUUAACGAUGAUCAACCUUGCUAUUUCCCCAACACAGUGAAAGACCAUGCUUCCUAUGCCUUCAAUAGUUACUUCCAGAAGUUCAAGCACAAGGGCGGAUCUUGUUACUUCAAUGGAGCUGCCAUCAUUACAGAACUUGAUCCCAGUAAGCAUGAACAAAAUCUCGAAUCUUUCUUUUACUUCUACAGCAAAUAACUAAUCGCAAUCAUACUUUUUCUAUAAGAUUCUCUGCAUGGUAAUUCUUGUGUUCAAUGUGGAUUUGCAGGUUAUAACUAUUGCCACUAUGAGCUCAUUCCCUGAUACUAGGCAAAUUAAGGAGUACUUACAGAAAAUAAACAUUACAAAUUGAGUUACUUAUCUUGCUUAUGUAGUGAAAUCAAUUGUUGUACCUGGAGACAGAUCUUGAGACCCAAAAAAGAAGUGCAGUACGGCAGGGGUAACCAUGCUGUGAGAGUCGAAUGCGAAAGUGCAGUGUCUCU